AUGAACUACAACGGCGCAGAUGGCCUUGAAUUCGGGGCGGGCAAUACAAAAAUAGACCCAGCCGUGUUGAGGGAACUGCCGGAAGGAUGCAAGGUCACAUCCACCGAGAAUCAUGGCGUAAGCUUCUGGGCGCAGACGGGUCGCAUCGAUGUUUUGCUCCGCGAUGGUACACCGCAGUCCUUCUUCAUCAAGGUCAGUUCGAAAGAACUGGGCAUGAAUAUGACCAGGGGUGAAUUCCACUCGAUGAGCGCGAUGCACAACGUUCUGCCAGAAUUUGUCCCAAGGCCCAUCGCUUGCGGCACCUACAGGACGAUACCAGAGACCCACUUCUUCCUCUGCGAGUUUCGAGAAAUGACUGACGAUAUGCCUGACCCUCACAAAUUUGCUGCUCUUCUGUCAACACUGCACCAGAAAAGCGUAUCGCCUACUGGCAAGUUCGGGUUCCACAUCACCACCUACGCAGGAAACCUACCUCAGUUCGUGGCAUGGGAAGAUAGCUGGGAGGUAUUCUUCGCUAAGACCAUGAGACAGGCGCUUGACCUGGAGAUUGAAAGGAAAGGGCCUAGUGAGGAGCUCGAUGUCCUAUCCCGUGCUCUGUUCGAAAAAGUCAUCCCGAGGCUCCUGAGGCCUCUCGAGAGUGACGGUCGAGUAGUGAAACCUUCACUUGUUCAUGGAGACCUUUGGUACGCAAAUGCAGGGAUUGAUGUCGACAACGACCAGCCUCUUGUUUUUGAUGCGUGCUGCUUCUUUGCGCACAAUGAAUCUGAUAUCAAGCUAGGAGGUUUGACACACAUGUAUCAGCGCUUUUUGUCGAUAACGAGACACUUCGCACACAGUGAGGCUAUCCUCAGCCUACUGUCUAGUUUGGCGGCUAAUGAGCUUAACAGGGUCCUUGAUGUUAUGAGAGAUUUGGUCCAGAGAUAUGGUUAG
Clonostachys rhizophaga is the source of this 930-nucleotide messenger RNA. Lineage: Eukaryota; Fungi; Ascomycota; Sordariomycetes; Hypocreales; Bionectriaceae. The record is from the annotation of a GenBank genome assembly.